Messenger RNA from Drosophila willistoni, 2257 nucleotides. It is a transcript of the gene CRAT, whose product is annotated as carnitine O-acetyltransferase. The transcript is spliced from 6 exons. Lineage: Eukaryota; Metazoa; Arthropoda; Insecta; Diptera; Drosophilidae. Gene Ontology annotation, molecular function: carnitine O-acetyltransferase activity. Bases 159 to 2144 code for a protein of 661 amino acids. Gene Ontology annotation, biological process: carnitine metabolic process, CoA-linked. Gene Ontology annotation, cellular component: peroxisome. The record is from RefSeq and is a predicted model, not a curated record.
AAUAUUUUUGAUAAUUUGCUUUUAGUUUUGCGUGUGCUUUCAAUUUAGUUAAUUGCCAAUUGCGAGUGGAGCCCAAGCUCCAUUGCUACUGCCCUCACCAACUGCUGGCGUUAAUCUUGCCGCAAUUUUCUUUUGUUUAUCGCUCUUUAAUUGAGAUUAUGUACAAAUAUCAAAGCUCACCCAGUGAUUCAAUUGAGAAACCAAACGUCGAGAUGAGAUUCCUUAACAAUGGACGUGUUUUCUGGAAUUUGACCAAGAAUUCCAUGAAUUAUCAGUCGGGCAAUGCCAUCGUCAGGCUACUCCCUGCCAGCUAUAGCAACAAAAGCUCCGAUCCUCCAGCCGAACCCAGAGAGAAACAAAAUCUAUUGACCUACCAUGUGUUGCCCCUGAAGGAAACGUUAGAUAAGUUUACGGCAACCGUUGAACCAUUGCUAUCUCCUGCAGAAUUCGAACAGCAAAAGAAAAUCAAUGAGGAAUUUCUUUGUACUGAGGGUGGCAAAUUGCAGAAACUUUUGGAAGCUGUCGGUGCCAAGGAGAAGAACUGGUUAGCCCAUCGUUGGUUAAAUGCCGCCUAUUUGCAAUACCGUGAUCCGGUUACUGUUUAUGUUAGUCCUGGCAUGACAUUCCCCCGCCAAGAAUUCAAAGAUAUUAACGCCUUUUUGGACUAUACAUCCAAAGUGGUAUAUGGUCUGGGUGAAUUCAAUGACAUGGUCAAAUGUGGCAAAAUACCAGUUGUGAAAAUGGGCAAAAACGAACUCGAUAAUAGCCAAUUUGGCAAAGUGUUUGGUACCUGCCGCAUACCUAAACCAGUCACGGAUGAAAUAGUCUACAAUCCACGAUCAGAUUACGUGGUGGUCAUCUAUAAGAAUCAUUUCUACAAACUGAGGAUUUACAACAACCAAGGUCUGCUUUUAUCUGCUGUCUGUUUACGCGAACAAUUGCAAAAUAUUUUGCAAAAGGAAACGAAGCAUGGUGUUCCCUACGGCAUUCUAACCACUGAUAAUCGCGAUAAUUGGGCAACGGCUUAUGAGCAACUUUGCAAACAGUCUGGCAAUAAGGAGUCCUUUGCUACAAUUCAAGGAGCCCUCUUCACUGUCUCCCUGGAUGAGUGCACUAAACUGCCUAAGGGAGAGGAAACAAAUCAAUUAAUUUUAAGUCUGAUUCAUGGCGGUGGCAGCAAAGUAAACAGUGGCAAUCGUUGGAUGGACAAGACCAUACAAUUGGUGGUCAAUCCUAAUGGAAAUGUCGGUUUCACUUAUGAACACUCGCCUGCUGAGGGUCAGCCCAUUGCCAUGAUGAUGGACUAUGUUGUUAAGAAGAUGAAAGAGGAUCCCAAUUUUGGUAAAAUCGGAGCCAGCAAAGUCGAUGAAGAGGCCAAGAAACUUCAACUCUGUGCACCAGAUGAUUCUAUUAACAAAUCGCUAGCUACAGCCACAACGAAUAUUGACAAAUUGGUUGAGAAACUGCAAAUAAAAGUGCUUAAAUUUGAAGGCUAUGGCAAAGGUUUCAUUAAGAAGCAACGUCUGGGUCCAGAUAGUUUUGUUCAAAUGGCACUACAGUUGGCUUUCUACAGAAUGCAUAAUGAACCAGCCGCCCAAUAUGAAUCUGCCCAUUUACGAAUUUUCGAAGGUGGACGCACUGAGACCAUACGCUCUUGCUCCAACGAAUCGUUGAAAUUCUGCAAGACAAUGGUGAAUUCGAGUGCAACUGCACAGGAUAAGGCUGAUGCACUGCGUGCCGCUGUAACUAGCCAUCAGGCUUAUACAAGAUUAGCCCUACAGGGACGUGGAGUAGAUCGCCAUCUGCUGGGCUUAAAAUUAAUGGCUUUGGAAAAUAGUCAACCCAUCCCAAAGUUCUAUUCCUCACCUGGUUUUGUCAAGUCGGCCAGUUUCCGUAUGUCUACCUCACAAGUGGCAACCUUAUACGAUGCCUUCAUGGGUUAUGGUCCAGCUGUUGAUAAUGGUUAUGCCUGUUGUUAUAAUCCACGCGAAAACGAUAUUAUUUUGGCCAUUUCCAAUUGGCGUUUCAGCGUGACGGAUCACUUGAAGUAUGCCCAAACCCUGGAGAGUUCAUUUUGCAUGAUGAAGGAAGUAUUGGAGCAAGCAACGCCACCUCCAGCAGCCCCUGCAAAAUCUAAAUUGUAAAUGCUCUUAUAAAUUUAUUUAUUCCGGUCAUAAUUGUUACACUCAAAAAUUGAUAUUAACUAAUAUGGUUUUUUUUUGACCCCUUUUUAAAAUAUAUAUAUAUGAUGACUUUA